This is a messenger RNA of Cuscuta europaea, 2010 nucleotides long. The record is from the annotation of a GenBank genome assembly. Lineage: Eukaryota; Viridiplantae; Streptophyta; Magnoliopsida; Solanales; Convolvulaceae.
CGGAAACCGCCUAAAAAUGGAGACGGUCGGACAGAGUCUCCUAUAAAAGGACUUAUUUGCACUUUUUAUGAAAGUUUGAGGGCUUAUUUGGUUGUUCUCCCUUAAAAAGUGAAAGUUAAUAGAGAAAAGGUGCAAAUAAGCCCUCGAACUAACCGAAAAAAGUGCAAAUCAUCCCCUUUUUAAGAGGCUCUGUCUGGCCAUUGUCAUUUGGGGCGGUUACCAGUGGAGUUUUUUGAUGGAUUUUUUUGAACAUCUUCUUCAUUAAGUAUAGUUUACUCAUACCAAAUUUCAGGUAAAAAUCCAAUCAGGAAGAUAGUCAAAUGAUUUUCUGAAAUAUAUUGCGCUAUUUAAUUGUGCAAUUAUCUUUAAACAUUUAUUUAAUUGUCUUCACGAUUGAAUUUUUAGCUGAAAUUUGUUGUGAGUAAACUAGACUUAAUAAAGAAAAUGUUCAAAAAAAUUCAUAAAAAAAUUACACCGAAAACCACCUCAAAUGACGACGGCUGAACAAAACUUCCUAUAAAAGAAGUGAUUUACACUUUACGAUUAAUUCGAGGGCUUAUUUGCCCAUUUUCUGAGGUUACUACAAUAGUAAUUUGGCCAUUUCCCGAUUUUUCAUUUCCAAACAAAGAAAAGAAACGUGUCUAUUUUUAGAACGCCAAAACACAUAGGUAAAAAAGUGAAAAGUUACUAUUACAAAAACGUGAGCGAGAGGAGCACUAGGCCGCAAAACCGCACCGCCCUUGUCUCGGUGUCUGUUUAUAUUCUCCCUCCCGUCCCCCGAGCUGAAGAAAGCUCAGCUUUUUCUUCUUCCACAUUCCCUUUCCCCACGCCAAGUCUCCAUCACCGCCACUCCAAUAAAUGUUCAGUGAGGUGGUGGGAGAGAAGACGGAAGAAAGACUCCACAAGUGAGAUUCUUUAUCUUCAGUACCAUUCUCUGAAAAAUGGCGGAACCCAUCAAGGAAAGCAAGAACCAGAGCAGCCGGAGGUUGUCCAUUAACCUCCCCCUUUUUUCCCUCUCUGAUCAGAGAGAUUCCCAGAAACCCACCACCCCCAGAUCUCCUAAGCACUUCGAGGAGCCAAACGGCGUCGUUGGGCUAGGCAUGGUUCCCCUCCUCAAGAGCUCUGGCUCGAGUAGAGCUGUGAUUCUUGCCAUCUCCCCCAGAUCUUCCUCAGCUUCUCAGUCGAUACCCAUUAAUGGUUUCUCCGAUAAUGAUUAUAAGAUGGAAGAAAAUGGGAUGUGCGAGGAGUACACUUGUGUGAUUUCUCAGGUGGGGGCUAACCAAAUCAAGAAAGUUGAGUACUUUAAUGGGGAAUUCUUGGCAAAUACUUGUACUACUACUGAUCCUCAUAUGGAUUCAGUGAUGGGCGGAACGGCGCCGUUUGGGGCUCCUCAUUUUCUUAGUUCGUGCUUUCUUUGCAAGAAACAGCUUCAAGGUCUGGACAUUUUCAUGUACAGGGAUGGAUUUAAGGGGAAGCGGGGGCGGUCGCGCCCUUGGACUUUCAAAAUUUUCUACUGUAUAUAGGAGAAACUGCGUUUUGCAGCGUAGAGUGCCGGUGCAAACAAAUGUCCAUGGAUGAACACAAAGAAAAUCGUGGUACCGGGACGGUGAAACCAAUCGAGUUCUCGGUCUCUCCUUGCUCUGGUCCAACGCAGUUCCUUGCUGCGGUGGCAUAAGCCUUCUCCCGCUAUCUCUACAUACAUAAAUAAAUCUAAGAACUACUCGUAUAGACAGGUUGCGAAGAGAAUAAAAAUUUUGUACCACCAGCGUCGAAGUUGUAUUUUACAGGCUGUUUCAUGAACAGAUAGUCUCUGCAUCUCAAUCCCAAGAAAAUAUCUGUUUGAGAUAUCUAUUGAGAUUUGAGAUGUUGAUGCAUUGAGGAAAAAUAAAAAGCAUUUCUAAAUUCAAGAGGAUUAUCGAAUAACAAACUUCAGUUUGUUUGAACCUGCUUUAGGUGACAAAACUCUAUUAUAUUAUUAAUGUUGAUGACUUGUAUGAUUUAUUAUUCUAA